GCUGAACAUGAUGAUCAAGACCCCUCUACGGGUACCGCGAUAAAAUAUGACAGACUGCAAACAUGUCACUGAAAUGUAAAUAGAAGAAAAUAGGUAAAUCAAGAAAGUAUCGUAAACGCAGUGUUGCUUGAUGCCCAGCACACCUAGUAAUCAUGAGUGACACCAUGGGACGUAACGUCGGUCCAUUGUUCAUGAGGACUUACGGAAGAAGUAAAGUCGUUCGAAAGGUAGACACCUGGCUUACCCCGGACUACAGAAAAAAGGCUUUCUCCAGUACUGAUGGGUCCGAUCCGUCCUUACUCGACGCGAAUGACCGCUCAGUGCAACUGAAGAAAAGGAAAAAGAAAGUCAGGCCUGCUAAGAAGAAGGCGAUGUCAAACUUGAAAGAUGGAGACAGCGAUGUUGAAAAUGUAUUCCUUCCCGAGCCUGUACCCAAAACAACCAAGGUGACGAGCCAGAGAAAGCCACCCCGGCAGCCCGUGAGGAAGGGUCGAGGAAGGGUGCUGCUCAGUAGUAUGAGCGAGAAUGAGCAGCCCACCGCGGUCAUGAGAAGAGGCCAGAAGAAGGCUGCACGCUGCAUCUUCAGCACCAGUGAGAGUGAGGAAGACUCUCUGAUGAAGAAUCCCAGAGUCACCUCAGUGCUCCGAAACAAUAACUCAAGAGCCAAGACAGUAGACAGCUCCGAGAACUCUGCUGCGCCUGAGCCUGGUAAAUAUGUAACUGCUCGGAGAAGAGUCCAAUCAGUUAAACCAAGAGGACCCAGCUCCAAGCCCCCGGUUCGUUGUGCAAGCGUGGCCCUGGACUCCUCCGAUGACUUUGCUCGGGCCGUCCCAGCGCUCCCUCGCGCAGUCACUCGCCGCAAGCGGCUGCCCUUGCGGCCGCCCGUCAACCUGGAGCGCACGUCCUCGGACGUCUCCAUGGGGCCGCCCCCCGCCGCUGCCCGCGCGCCCCUCCCGCGGCGCUCCCUGCUGAGAGAGUCGCUGAACGCGAGCGCCGACGACCCGUCGCUGGCCUGCCACGCCCCGCUCUUCUCCAGCACGCCGUCCGCCGCCCUGGGCAGGCGUCUGCCGCAGCACCUGCAGGACCCCUCGCUCAGCGGCAUCCACUUCAGCACCGAGGACAGCGCCACCGACGCCGAGCCCCCGCCCCGGCAGCCGCAGCAGAAGCGGGCGCGCCGGGGGCUUUCCGCGCACAACCGGCUCCGGGAGACGACGACGACGACGACGACACCGGCCUCGCGCUGGCCUCUGGCGGCCACAGGAGAUGACCGCAGCGGCAGCGUCGUCGCCGAGCCUCAUCACGAGACCGCUGUCCCCGGGAUAACCGGACAACCGGCACCAGCGGAGCAGACCGACCAGUCAGUGGUGGUGAUAGAGGUGGAGGAGGCUGCAGCACCCAGCCCCAUGAAGCCACCCAGCCAGCUGGCAGACUCUCCCGGUGGAGCCCAAGGGGCAGGCGUGGAGUCUGGGCAGGAGGAUCUGCUGGCCAGCCUGGUGCUCUUCUCUCGGAUGGAGGAGGAGGAGAAGGCCCAGGGGGAGGAGGAGGAUGACGACGACGAAGAGCAGGCGGCCAGCGGCUUUGUGACGGCCGAGACGCGCCUGGACUCCCUGGUGGAGGCGCUGAAGGAGCGAUGCCGAACGGUCAGCCCCGUGGUGCGGCUGCCGCGGACCGACCUCCUCCUCCCCCCCUUGCCCACCUCCCUGCUCGCGCUGGACACCAGCAGCCGCAUGCUCAGCGCGGGCGAGACCUUCUCCUCCUGCCUGGACAGCCAGCCCGCAGACCGCACCAGCGCCAGGCGGAGGACGGUGCCCGUCUUCGAGCUCUCCUCCUGCGCAGAGCUGCCCGGCCUCUGUGGCGCAGUCCCUCCGGCUCCACCCGCCAUCCCGUCCCCCAGACAAGCAGAGGACACCGAGGAGCCCGAAGAGGAAGAGGAAAUGGAGGAAGAAGAAGAAGAAGAAGAAGAAGAUGAUGAUGAUGAUGAAGAAGAAGAAGAAAAAGAAGCAGCAGCACAAGUCGUAGGAGAGGUGGACGAAGAGGAGAGCUGCGUAGGGGCGGGCAGGGAGGCGUCCGAGCUGGCGGAGCUGGCGGAGCGUCUGAAGGCCCGCUGCGUGUCCUGCCAGCCCGUCAUCCUGCUGGACUCCCUGCGUCUGUCCCCCUUCCUGCUCCGCCACCACGGCGUCGCCGCCGCCUCCUCCUCCUCCUCCUCCGCUGCUCGGGCACCGGUGCCCACCGGGCAGACUGCGCCCGCGUCCAAGAGCUCCCGCUCGGACAGAGGCGCGCUCCCUGCCCCCACCACCCCCUCCUCCUCCUCCUCCUCCUCCAACGGCUCGGCGGGACUCCACCCGGACGCAGCGGCCUGCGAGGGUCAGCCCGAGCGCCGCCGUCUCAACAAGCGCAGGCUGUCCGACAGCUUUCGCACGGUCGGCGAUGGCAGCGGUGGCAGCGGUGGCAGCGGUGGUGCCAGUGGUGGUGCCAGUGGGUCGGGCUCCUCUCCUGAUCAGACGGUGCUGGCGAACAGGAGCAAGGUGCCCGCCGGGCGAGUGGGCACGGGGAGGAAGGCCUGCGUCAGCGGACUCAGCGCCAACCGCUGGACCAAGCGGGACACCAACUUGGCACGCGCCCAGCACAACGCACACGACUCGCUGGACUUUGGCCCGGCAUCCGUCGUUAAACCUAGCAAGGAGGUCUUGUCCUGUUGGUCGGCGCUGCCGGUCACCCCGGCGCGUGCGGAGCAGCUCAACAUCUCGUCCAUCCUGGCCGGCCUCUCCCCAGACGCGUCCCUCUCCACACACAUGUGGAGCCGGCUCAAAGCUGCCCUCUCCGUCCACAAGAAGAAAACCGCAAUCGCUACCCCCCGCCGUCUUGGCCUGUCCAGUAUGCAGUCUCCUGCAGUGCAGCGGCUGAAUGCCAGUCAGGACAUGUUUGCCUCUCCGCCCCUCUGUUCCCUGACCCGCCUGUCCCAGCGCUCACUGCACUGCCCUCAGCUCUCGGCGGCGGAGGACAUCAGCGACGCGGAGAAGGUGUACCAGGAGUGCCAGCAGGAGGGGCCGCUGGCGUUCGACCAGUGCAUCCCGCCCGCCCGCAUGAAGCUCUGCCGCAAGAUUGGCGAGGGCACCUUCGGCGAGGUGUUCUCCACCACCAACUCCGCCGGCCAACCGGUGGCGCUCAAGAUUAUUCCUGUGGAAGGCAAGCAGAAAGUCAAUGGAGAGGACCAGAAGAGUUUUGGAGAAAUCCUCCAUGAAAUUAUCAUCUCCAAGGAGCUGAGCAGCUUGGAUGAGAAGGAGGAAAACCGAUCAGGCGGUUUCAUCGGCCUGCACGAUUUGCACUGUGUCCAGGGCCCCUAUCCCAAGCAGCUGCUGAGCGCCUGGGACAAGUUCGACAAGAAGCGUGGCUCCGAGAACGACCGACCAGAUUUCUUUGGUGAGGAGCAGUUCUUCCUGAUUCUGGAGUUUGAGUUUGGUGGCAGCGACCUUGAGAACAUGAACGGCAAGCUGUCCUCUCUGGCUCAGGCGAAGAGCAUCCUACAGCAAGUGACAGCUGCGCUGGCCGUGGCUGAACAGGCCUUGUGUUUUGAGCACAGGGACCUGCACUGGGGCAACGUCCUGGUCAAGACCACCAAGCAGAAGGAGUGUGACUACGUCCUGAGUGGCCAAACCCACUCCCUGGAGACCAGAGGAGUGCAGGUCAACAUCAUCGACUACUCCCUGUCUCGACUGGAGAUAGAUGGUUUGACAGUAUCCUGUGACAUCUCCGCUGAUGAAGAGCUGUUCAUGGGCCAGGGAGAUUACCAGUUCGACAUCUACCGCAAAAUGCGCGAAGAGAACCGUAAUAACUGGAGUGAGUACCACCCCCACACUAAUGUGCUGUGGCUGCACUAUCUGACGGACAAGCUGCUGGGGAUGAAGUACAAGAGCAGUGCCCAGGGGGCCCAGGCGAGGGCGCUCAAGAGCAGCCUGCGCGCCUUCCACCAGGACCUGCCGGCCUUCCAGUCGGCCGCCGACGUACUCCAGCGCAGCAGCCUGUUUCCCUGAGAAGCCGCCGGGGCGCCUGGACUGUUUCAGGAGGACAUAGACUGUGUGCUACACACGCAGACACACACACACACAGGCAGACACACACAUACACACACAGUUUCUGUGUGUGUGUGUGUGCUGCUGCUAGAUGCAUUUUGUUGUCAGUUAUAGAGGGUUUUCCAGGACUUCCUGAGGCUGUACAGAAGCAUACUGGAUACUAACAUUUUUAAAUAAACCCAUUUUGAUGAGA
Sardina pilchardus (European sardine) is the source of this 4263-nucleotide messenger RNA. RefSeq names its product histone H3 associated protein kinase (gene haspin). Gene Ontology annotation, cellular component: nucleus; cytoplasm. The record is from RefSeq and is a predicted model, not a curated record. Gene Ontology annotation, molecular function: histone H3T3 kinase activity; ATP binding. Gene Ontology annotation, biological process: protein phosphorylation; intracellular signal transduction; mitotic cell cycle. The transcript has 17 exons. NCBI's taxonomy places the organism in Eukaryota, Metazoa, Chordata, Actinopteri, Clupeiformes, Clupeidae. Bases 153 to 4031 code for a protein of 1292 amino acids.